CCUCAUAAGUGUAGAACGCGUUCUAAUCGUACCGCAACCACGACCGAGGCGUCCGGCCCCUCGUUACGAGAAGGGUGCAUCGCGAUCGUUCAGAUAUUCAAAGUACCUGCAUGAUACUUCCGAGUGAGUGUUUAUAAGCAGGCCCACGGUUGUCGGAAACCGAUUCGUCUUGUGGCCGGUGUUGUGCGAUGUGAGGCAGCCAUGGCGUGGAGAACGGACAUAGUGACUGUAGCAUUGUUUUUCGUGCUACGAGCCGGUGCGCCUGCGCGGUUUCCCGAGUUGUUGCCAAUAAAUGGGUGGUGGAACACGGGUCGCGGGGCGGCCGGUCCCGAUGGAGCGCGGGCGGAGAGCGCCGACGUGCAAGUCGUGUACUUGCCGGCUCUGCUGCCGCGGGAGGCACAGUCGUCGGUCGACGAUGCUCACGAUGACAUACCCCUUCCGUACAGUUUCGAUGCCUUCGGACGGAAUUUCGAGCUUCAACUGGUGCCGAACCGACGUCUGGUGGCGCCUGAGUUCCGAGUGUGGUCCGAGCGAGGUGCCGAGGAGCCGCUGUCGAGCGUGGACUCCUCUUGUCAUUACUUACACUCAGGUCCCGGCGCCGUUGCUGCUUUCUCUGCCUGCAGAGAUCACGCCCUCCACGGUCUGAUCGUGGUCGAUAACUCUACAUAUGAAGUGCGUCCCCUGCCUGUGGGAGCAGGUAGAGCUGAAACCGGCAGUGGACGUAGGGCGCACGUCAUCAGACGAGCCCCCCCUCCCACUCCGCCUGUAGACGACGCUCGCUCCCUCCGGCCCCGGCCUAGACGACGACCGCGCACUCAACCCAAGCUCGGUCCAGCCAGCUACACGAUAGAGAUCGCGCUGUUUCUCGAUGAAGCAGGAUACAAGUUAUUUUACCCGUUCCUCAAUUAUAAUGAGGCUGAUUUGCGGGACAUGCUUCUGGCUUACAUAAAUGGAGUGCAAGCCCUCUACCAGCACUCGUCGCUGGGGACCCACGUGCAACUGUCGCUCGUGCGGCUGACGUUCCUCCGCACGCAGCCGUCCGCGCUGUCAGCGCACGCGGAGCGCAGCCACUUGCUCGACUCCUUCUGCGCUUACCAGAAAUCCCUCAACGUGGACGAUGACGACGAUCCACAGCAUUGGGAUAUGGCUUUGUUGUUAUCUGGAUUAGAUUUUUACUCGGAGGAGGGCGGUCGUCGCAACGGGGUGACAAUGGGGCUCGCCCCGGUCGGCGGCGUGUGCCUGCCGGCGCAUGCGUGCGUGGUGUCGGAGUUCGGCACGUCGGACCUGCUGGGCCGCCCGUACCCCUCCGCCGGCUUCACCUCUGUCUACAUUCUCGCGCACGAGAUCGGACACAAUUUGGGAAUGCAUCACGACGGUACCGGUAACUCCUGUGCCCGCGAUGGAUAUAUAAUGUCUCCGUCGCGAGGCACUAAUGGGGAAGCGUCGUGGUCCUCUUGCAGUGCACGAGUUAUUGCUGAAUUGCAGUGGGCAACAUGUUUACUGGAUGGUGCAGAAGACGAUUUAGACAACCCAGAUGAGCUUCGUCACGAGAAAUUCGGCGGCGCGCCUGGUACGGUGUGGAGUACAAAAAAACAAUGCGAGGUGUUGUUGCGCGACCCGGACGCGGUGCCGUGGGCGGGCGGAGCAGACGGCGGCGCGGGCGAGGUGUGCGCGCAGCUGUCGUGCCGCACGCCGCACCGCGCCGGCUUCUACUACGCCGGACCCGCACUGCCCGGCACGUCCUGCGGACCUCAGAUGUGGUGUCAAGGUGGAGAAUGCGUCCCUGCUUCGGAAAUAUUAACCACUACCAGCAAACCUGGAACUGUCGGAAACACAGGUCCUGAAACCUGGAGCCCAUGGCGUGAAGGCACCUGUCGAUCAGGAUGCACAUCGAAAGGCAAGGGCUUCAGGGAAAGGCGAAGAGUUUGUAACGUGUCACAAGGCUGUGAGGGUUCGGCCUAUGAUGUACUUCUAUGUGAUGAUACUAAGGUGUGUGGAAAGAAAACACGGGUCAACGCGAACGAGUUAGCUACGCGCAAGUGCACGGAGUACGCGUCGCUGUUGACUACACUGGAUCCGCGCGGCGGUGGUCUGCAAGCCCCACACGAUCCUACUCGUAUGUGGAUGGGAUGCGCCAUUUUCUGCAGGAGGUCAUCUGGCGGAGGUUUCUAUGCGCCGCGGGUGGAGCUCAACGACGCUGGCUUGGAUCCAUACUUUCCCGACGGGACGUGGUGUCAUCACGACGGCACCCAGGACUACUACUGCAUGCAACACCAUUGUCUGCCUGAAAACUUUAAGAUGACGGCUCAGUGGCAUAUUUGGGAGCUGCCAAGCGAGGACGUCGGCGGUUCGUUCAACGCGAGAGCGUUCAAAACGCCCGAUGACGAUGCUGCGUCUGCUGCUAUCAGAGCCUACCUUUCACUCAAUGACAACGGAGUGCCGAUAGUUCGUUCUAUCGGUCCUCCUUCCAUACCCGACGAACCUGAAAAUAACUGGGAAGUAAUCGAUUACGUGGAUGUACCAAGAAGUAACGUGGAAUAAUCAAGCCAAAUGGAGUAGAGAUGUUGAGUGAUAUGGUCAAAAUUAUGACUUGUCUGAGAACAAGACAAUCUAUUCAAUUGAGAUUUUUUAAAAUAAUAAUCAAAAAUCUUCAUUUAAAAUAUACUUAUUAUGUAGGUAUUAUAUUAUUCUGUUUAUUAUUUAGCAAACUUUCGUUAAAUGAACGUCAAUCAACAUCCCUAUUCUAAUUUUGACCGAUAGAGUUUUAUUUGUACAAAUAUCUUGCCAAAUUACUUACGUAGCAUAUUAGGUUAUAGUUUUACUAUAUAUAUAGGGUUUAUUUAAUUUUAUUGUAUUUAUUAUUCUGUAUGAAAAGACAAAACGAUCUAACGGAAUUACCUCAGUGCCUGUCUCAUGUGAACUCUCAAACACACAAAAAUGAUAUAAAUGUUUAAAAUCUCUGAUAAUAUGCCUUCCAAAAUAUGCCUUAUUAGCAAAAACCAAAUCACAAAUUUACGUCGAAGGAAAAUUAACAAAGUUGUAUUAUUUACCAACUUGAUAAAGUGAUAUUAAAUAAUAAAUCUAAGAAUAUACAAAGUUAUUACUGUGGCGGCACACUUACAACUGUUUAUAGAUAUUUUAUGUACCUAGUAAGUACGGAACACUGAGCAAGUACGAUUUUAAUAGUUAUUAUAAUAAUUAUAAGAGCCACGCUGGCUCACAUGCAUUUAUUAGAUUCUAAGAUUCCCAUACAGUAUUACUCUAUUAUACUUAAUAUUUUAUGUAAUGUGUUUACCAUAGUUUUAUACAGCAGAAUUAAUAUUUCUUUAUGUAGGAAAUAUGAUGAAAUAAAUAAAAUACUAUAAGCUACAUAUA
This is a messenger RNA of Manduca sexta (tobacco hornworm), 3375 nucleotides long. RefSeq names its product A disintegrin and metalloproteinase with thrombospondin motifs adt-2. The transcript has 13 exons. Gene Ontology annotation, biological process: proteolysis. The record is from RefSeq and is a predicted model, not a curated record. NCBI's taxonomy places the organism in Eukaryota, Metazoa, Arthropoda, Insecta, Lepidoptera, Sphingidae. Gene Ontology annotation, molecular function: metalloendopeptidase activity. The coding region runs from base 202 to 2541 and encodes 779 amino acids.